AUGCCACGACCAAGCCCACUUCCACUUCCAGAUAUCGAUGAUCUGACAGACUGCGACACGGAUGUUUCAGACUCCGAAGACAGCAACGACGAAUCCAUCACGCAGCCAACAAGAGCUUUCUUCCUCGGUGUCCGCACAAGUACGCUGGUCUCUCCGCGCGACUUGGAGGUAGGGCGCGUGCCAAGGAACAUCUCGUCCGACACUCUUGUGAGCGACAGGCCAGACAACCAAAAGGAGAAAUCCGACAAGCCCGACAGCCAGGGUCUGCUUUCCGAAGACGAGCUCAAUGACCCCUUUACCUCCAACUCCCUCGAUAACUCACCCCUGCCACGUAAAAGGGGGCCUCGGGUUUUCCGGCACCUGAGAUGGAACUUUGGGUCGGUUUACCGCCGCAUAUUCUGUCUGGCGUUUCUCGCCAACCUCGCUGCUCUCGCGUUCCUCAUUGCCCACUGGAUUGUGGCUGGCAACACCCUCACGUACCAGCAAGCCAGCACCGCAGUCACAGCCAACAUCCUCGCCGCCAUAGCCGUUCGCAACGAGCAUGUUGUCAACUCUCUCUUCUGGGUCUUUGGAACAUGGCCCACGCGCCUUCCCCUGCGUGCUCGACGCCUGGUCGCCAAGAUCUACUCGUACGGUGGUAUCCAUAGCGGCGGUGCUGUUGCUGGCACAGUUUGGUACCUCGCCUUCCUUGUCCUCUUGACCAUGGACUUCCGGUCCAACGGCGAGACCACCGUCCUGCGCAGCUACAUCUACUUUGUCAGCUACACCAUCAUCGUCCUCUUAGUUACGAUGCUCAUCACCGCCUACCCGCACCUACGACGCAUCAUGCACAACUGGUUCGAGGGCGUUCACCGCUUCAUGGGCUGGUCUGCGGUGCUGCUGUUUUGGGCCCAGUUGAUGCUCGUUACCGCCGAAGCCGCCCAGCACAGUGACAUGGGUAUGGGAAAGGCUCUGCUGGUAUCCUCAAACUUCUGGAUGCUGGCCACAACCACGCUGCUCGUUAUAUACCCCUGGGCUCGCCUGCGCUUGCGCGAAGUUGAGGCCGAGGUCCUCUCGGAGCAUUGUGUCAAGCUCAAUUUUAACUACCGCAAUGUUCACUACGGCCAAGCCAUCCGCAUUACCGACGCCCCGCUCAAAGAGACUCAUGCCUUUGGCGUGAUACCAUACCCUGCCGCUCCCAAGCCCACAGGCGCCAACAUCCGAGGUGCCAACAUGAAGGGCCACGUCAGUCAGUUGUCGUUGGUACGCAGCCCAGACACCACAAAGUCUCUCUCGCACGCCGGCGACCACGGCUUUUCCGUCAUUGUCUCCAAUGCCGGCGACUGGACACGAAAGAUCAUUCAGAACCCGCCGACCAAGAUUUACACGCGCGGCACACCGCAGUUUGGGGUCAUGCGCAUCGCUGGCUUGUUUGAGCCGUGCAUCAUCGUGGCCACCGGGUCCGGCAUCGCACCAUGCAUGAGUCUGUUUGUGCAGAAGCCCGACCACCCCGUCCGCAUUGUCUGGUCGACCAAGGCGCCGCUUUCCACGUAUGGUGCGGCUGUCAUUGACCUGAUAUACAAGACGGACCCCCGUGCCAUCAUUAUCGACACGAGCCGUGGCGGCCCUGCCACACGACGCCCAGACCUUGUUAAGAUCGUCUACCGCGUGUGGGAGCAGAGCCAGCGCGACACGCCCGCAGACUACGCCGGCCUCCAAGGACGCCAGAAUACGUCGGGGCGCAGCAAGCCCGUUGGCAAGUGCGAAGCCGUCGUUGUCAUCUCCAACCAGAGACUUACUCGCAAGGUCGUCUAUGGUCUCGAGACCCGUGGCGUCCCCGCCUACGGCGCCAUUUUUGACUCUUGA
Lasiosphaeria miniovina is the source of this 1845-nucleotide messenger RNA. RefSeq lists its product as uncharacterized. NCBI's taxonomy places the organism in Eukaryota, Fungi, Ascomycota, Sordariomycetes, Sordariales, Lasiosphaeriaceae. Bases 1 to 1845 code for a protein of 614 amino acids. The record is from RefSeq and is a predicted model, not a curated record. The transcript has 2 exons.